GCGGGGCCAUGGCCGGGGCAGGGAGCGCAGCGCGGAGGCUGCUCCAGCCCUGCAGCCCGCGGGGCAGCGCGGAGGUACCACAAAAGUAUCUGGCCCCUCUGGGAAAAGAGGGAGAAGCAGCUAAAGCCGAGGAGAAGCGACAAAGUGAGGAGCUGCUGAAACAGGCGGCAGCCGAGAGGCAGAAGAUCGUCGGGGAGUGGCAGGAGCUGCGAGGGUGUCUGGAGGAGCAGGAACAGCGUCUGCUGGCCCGGCUGGAAGAGCCAGAGAGAGCCAUUGUCCAGAGAAGGGAUGAGGGCAUCUGCAGCCUGUCGUGGGAGAUUUCCCUGCUCAGCGAGAGGGGAGGAGAGAAGGAGCAGCAGCUGCUGAGCCAACCCCUGCAGCGGCUGACUCAGUGUCUCCCCACUUUCCGUCUCUCUGGGGAGCACAGGGCUGAGGUGACUCACCAUGACAACGACCAUCUCAGGCUACAAAGCGCAGAUCCAGGUUUCCUGGAGGAGGACAGGACAUUGCGGAAGCUAGAGCCAUCGUUUGCAGAGCUGGAGAAGAGACUCAGCGAUUUUUCUCUGAAAAGUGCCAUGCUGCAGGAGGUAGUGCUGAGAUUCAAAGAAACGCUGCGACGGGGGCUGGGGAGUGACACAGCCAUCCCGAUGAUGAUUAAUUUCUGGGAAACAUCCUCAGCAGAAUUAUUUGAAGGUGUUGUACCAGACAGUAAAGGCACAGAGGCAGUGGCUUGUGGGAAAGAGGGCGGCAGAGUAACGCCCACCUUUGGCUCCAGAUUGUCCCAGCCUCCCACGGGACAGGGAAGGGACCUGGCUGUAGUGGAGCCAGUCCAGGGGCCAGUGACCUUCGAGGAGGUGGCUGUGUAUUUCACCAGGGAAGAGUGUGCUCUGCUGGACCCCCGUCAAAGAGCCCUUUGCAGAGACGUCAUGCAGGAGAACUAUGAGAAUGUGACCUCGCUGGACUGUGCAGUGACGCCCUCCCCACCCCAGGCCUCUGGAGCCUUUGGAGCAGAAAGAUCCCAGGAGCUGAGGAUGAAUCCAGGGGAUGGCCAGGCACCUGAGGAUGUUCAGGAAGAAGGCUCUGCAGGCGGCCCCAGAGCCUGUGGGAAGCAGCUGCCAUCUUCCCCAGGAGCGGAGCGGCCCGACCGUCCCCAGUGGCAGGGAAGGAGCUCUCGGCCGGGUCAGAAGGUGGAAGUGCCCAGCCUUCUGGAAGAGGAAACCUGCUCCUGGUGCAGGCGCCGAGGUGGGAGAGGCACCGUCAAGGCCAAAAUGGAGCUGGGCCAGGAUGCAGCUGGGCAGGCAGGACCCAGCCCAGGAGCGGAACCGGGCAGGGUGGCUCCGGGGCUUGUUGUGUGGGCAGCAGCGGCCCCAGGAGCCCAGCCCCGAUUUCCAGCAGGAGGCAUUGCCCUGCCCAGUCAGUGGGGACCUUCCAGCCUUCCCAGGGCAGGAGGUGGAGGAUCCCUCUCCCAGCCCCAGCAGCUCGGCCCGCUUCCUGUGGGACAACAGCAGCGCCUGGAACUUGGACAGCAGCGAGGCCGAUGGACGCUUCUGCUUUAUUCCAGGUGAGCCAGACACUGCUCUCUCCUGGCUCUCACUCUAGCAGCAGGACGCCAAGGAGCCAUUUCCCCACAGGAAGUGCAUUGAGUGCCCCUGUGGUGCUGGGGGCUGGCGCUGCUGCUGCUGCCUGUGGGGCUGGCAGGGGGCUGAUGUCUGCACAGACUCUCAGCUGCCAGGCUGGAGGGGGCACUUGGGACCUUACCAGACUGGCUCAGUGAAGACAGGGGGUUGACAGACGAAUACAGACGCUCUC
Messenger RNA from Gopherus flavomarginatus (Mexican gopher tortoise), 1809 nucleotides. RefSeq lists its product as uncharacterized. The transcript has 13 exons. The record is from RefSeq and is a predicted model, not a curated record. NCBI's taxonomy places the organism in Eukaryota, Metazoa, Chordata, Testudines, Testudinidae. Gene Ontology annotation, biological process: regulation of DNA-templated transcription. Bases 9 to 1565 code for a protein of 518 amino acids.